Daphnia pulex (common water flea) is the source of this 3083-nucleotide messenger RNA. RefSeq names its product putative phosphatidate phosphatase. The record is from RefSeq and is a predicted model, not a curated record. Bases 196 to 1086 code for a protein of 296 amino acids. Gene Ontology annotation, molecular function: phosphatidate phosphatase activity. The transcript is spliced from 9 exons. Gene Ontology annotation, biological process: phospholipid metabolic process; phospholipid dephosphorylation; signal transduction. NCBI's taxonomy places the organism in Eukaryota, Metazoa, Arthropoda, Branchiopoda, Diplostraca, Daphniidae.
GUGACUCCGUGUACAAACAGUUCAACGUGGACGUCUGCUCCGACAAUUUUAUUUUUAUCACUGUGUUCUGUUUAAGUGUUUAGUCUACUGAUUUUAAAAUAAGUAAGAUCGCAAAGCUAGCUGUUGUCAUUUCCACAGUGUGUUAAUUGUUGUUGAGGCUCAAAUCAGCUGACAUUGUAAUUCGAGAUUUUGAGAAUGACUUCUGCUGCACUCAUUCGCCAACUGGUCAUCGACGCUAUAUGCCUUGCUAUUGUUUGGCUGCCGGUUCUACUUUUGGAUCUGAUCGGGAAGCCUUUCGAGCGAGGAUUCUAUUGCGAUGACACCUCUAUUCGAUAUCCCUACAAAGACUCGACGGUCACCAGCGCUGUGCUCUACAGUUACAGCCUCGGCCUACCCAUUGCAAUGAUGAUUACUGUGGAGAUUUUUCGCUGGAAACACAACUUGAAAUCGGAAAAUGUAAGUCGCCAGAAUAUAUGUUCUACGAUCAACAUUUCGUCAUCAAUCCGCAUCCCUUCUGUGAUCGCUGAGAUCAUCCAUCUGGUCGUUAUUUUCCUCUUCGGUGCGGCUUGUUCACAGGUGGCCACAGAUUUUGGCAAAUACACCGUCGGUCGUCUCCGUCCUCACUUUAUUGACAUGUGUAAACCUGAAAAUUUAUCCGAGUUGUGUCCGCUUGGUGGACCACCCGUUUACAUCACCGAUUUCAAAUGUACUGGUACGAACGAGCAAAGAAUUAAGGAUUCUAGAUUGUCUUUCCCAUCUGGUCACGCUUCCUUUUCGGCCUACGCAAUGCUGUUUCUAGCUCUUUAUCUCCAGCGAAGGAUGAAUUGGACUGGCUCCAAGUUAUUUCGUGCAACUAUCCAAAUCACAGCACUGAUGCUUACGUGGUAUACAGGACUUUCACGAAUUACUGACUACAAACACCACUGGAGUGAUGUGUUAGCGGGGUUCUUCAUUGGAUUCACCGCUGCAUCGUUAACGGCGCUGUACGUAUCCAGUCUAUUUAGGCCAUCCUCUAAUAGCAAUAUUACUCUGCCCGCCCUGCUGCCUGAUAGUAAAAUCGAUCGUGAACGACGAAUUCCCCAUUAAGAGGUAGGCCUACUAGGGAACCAGCAUUGAUUACCGCGCUACCUACACCAGAAUUUAAAAAGGAAAAACCUGUCUCGAGACUUUAUCAUAACUGACCCAGUUUACUAAGAAUGAAUCGUUAAUCAAGUAGCAUAUGAACCGUAUGAGUAAUUGAGUAUGUGUCGUAUAAAUUUUUUAAAAGAAAAUCUAGUUAGAAAUAAUCCAAAUAUUUUAGUUAGUCUUGAAGACCUACUUGUUUUGAGCCUACUUUAUAUUAAGUACUACACUACUAAUUUGUUUUGAAUAAAAAAAAACUUCAAACGAAGUUUAGAAACUAUAUGACCUGAGGAAGUACGUAAAAAUCAGUUAUUUUACAAUACAAAAUUAGUAAAUUGCAAAGUUUAUUUUUUCCAAGUGGUCAAGAUUUUAUGUCCUUCCGCUUACUUCCGGUAUAGUUUCGGACUUUCGGCACAAAAUAAAAAAACGGUUAAGAAUUUUGACAUCGUUGAUGACAAUAAAUUUUAAACAAGGCGAUUUAAUUUAUUUUAUUUGGCAGGUUCUCUCUCGAGUCUCGACUAAGGUACAGGGACAUUUGUAUUGUUUAGUGUUCAUAAAGUAGUGAUGUACUAUUUAUUACCUUCCAUUCCCAAUGCUUUCCACUUCCCGAUAGAAAACAUGCACUUCCAUGAGAAACAGGAAGAGGAAGAACUGUAUUUGCUACAUUUUGGUCUUGCCUAAAUGUGUAAUUAAAAAAAAAACAAGCCUUUGUCCUUUGGCUGCUAAACAUGAAUGCUCAUUUAAAAAUUAGGGUAUUAAAAAACUGAUUAAUUGAUUGGAUGAACCAUCUAAUUUGACAAAGUGAUUUACAGUGGCUUUACACGAAACUGGGGAGAGGAAUAGACACAUAUCGUAUAGAUAAUUUAGUUUCUUUUUCUUUCAAAUAGUUUGGUUUCAUGUCCACUAGAUGACGCGAGGGUCUUCGUUAAAUAAGACAGAGACAGACACAGACAACAGUCGUCCAUUUUCAUUUCGACUUCCGAGUUUCUCACUGAGAGGAAAUGUAUCGUUGCUCAUUGCGGUUUACUUUUUGUUUUCCUUUUUCGUAAAAAAAUGGCAAUUCCUGCUUAGAUUCAUUAAGGUUACUGAGUGUAAAUAUUUUAUGUGUUAAUUUACAGGUAAUAUAGACUGAAUUUCUACUUGGCAAUUUGAUCAUCUCAUCAUGUGGCCUUAACUGCUGGUCAUUUUCGAAGUAGGCAGAUGAUUUUGCCAAAAUGUCGCCUCAUGCAACCUGUUCCGGCUGUACGUUUCGUCACAUGGAGAACAACCAACCAGGUUAAGUCUGGGCUUUCUUCAUUGUUGUCCAAAUUUGCUUCGUCACAUGGAGAAAAAAAAAGAAAAUAAGCACCUUUUAAAAUAUGCUGGAACUUCAGCCAUCCAAUUGUUUAAGCUGUGUGGAAUUCUCAUUUUCCUUUGCUGAGAACUUCAACAACAUGUACACCAAUUGAAGGCCAGUAAGGUUUAUCGCUUAUGUUCGCGUAGUUGCUGUCCGAUGUGGCACGUUGUUGCUGCCUAUUCCUUAUUAGAAAGAUCUUUCUGCAUCAAGUUCAACUGGCCGUUCCUUCGUGCUGGUGUCGUGUUACCGAGAUUGCAUCAUUAUUUUGUUAAAUUGUCAUCGUGUCUUUGCUGUUUACCGUUUAUAAGUUAAGAAGCAACAAAAAGAAAUAUGGGGAUGUUUGUGUCAACAAAUAAUAAACAUGUUUUCGGGGUUGGGAAAGGAAAGUGGAGGAUGUUGGAGGGGGAGAGGAAAUUUCAAGUUUGGAUAAAAAACAGUUAAUUUAUAACCCUAUAAACAUAUCCCUACCAAUUAAUCUCCAAACCCCACAAACUUAUACCUUCCAAUUCUUCAGACCCUACAAACAUACACCUACCAAUCCUCAAAUUGAUACCCUAAACCAUAUAAACCAAUAUUAAACCCUAUGUAUGUAUUAUGUAAUAAAUAAAAAAUGUAAUGCGUUAAA